Molecule: messenger RNA, 2630 nt
Organism: Paralichthys olivaceus (Japanese flounder)
Lineage: Eukaryota; Metazoa; Chordata; Actinopteri; Pleuronectiformes; Paralichthyidae
Source: RefSeq, a predicted model, not a curated record
AUGGCUGAGCAGAAAUCCCUGUCCCACUACCGGUUGUUCCCCAAGUCUCUGGGCCAGGUCAUCUCCAAGUUUUCAGUGCGAGAGCUGCACAUCUCAUUCACACAGGGCUACUGGAGGACCAUGCAGUGGGGGCAGCCAUUUCUGCCAUCUCCUCCCGGGGCCGAACUCUGGGUGUGGUUCCAGGACUCUGUUACAGAUGUUGAUGGCACAUGGAAGGAGCUGACCAAUGUUUUGUCAGGGAUCUUCUGUGCUUCACUCAACUUCAUUGACUCCACCAACACUGUCCAGCCCAGUGCUUCCUUCAAACCACUGGGAAUCGUCAACGAAGUGACAGACCAUCGCUUCCUUCGUUAUGCCACCCUCCCACGAGAGAUUGUUUGCACAGAGAAUCUGACACCAUGGAAGAAACUCUUGCCAUGUGGAUCCAAGGCCGGUCUCGCUGUCCUGCUGAAGUCAGAGAAACUCUUCCACAGCAGUUUUCAUUCCCAGGCAGUGCACAUCAGACCUGUGUCUCCCACGUCCUGGGAGCUCCGACAGACGCUGAACGUGGUCUUUGACCUGCACACGUCUGGACAGGGCAAACGAGAGUGGUCUCUGUUCAAGAUGUUCUCUCGGACCCUGACAGAAGCUUGUCCACUGGCCUCCUCCAGUAAAAUCUAUAUCGAUGUCACAGACAACCCCCAGGGGGAGCAGUUUGAGCUGAGCCCGGCCACUCCCUUGCUGAGCCAGGCAGUGGUGCUGGGGGACAGACGGACCUUCUCCGUGUACGAUCUGACCCAACAAAUCACUUUUGGCACCGUGCGCUCCCUCAACCUGCUGAUCCGUUGGAAAUCCAGUGAAGGUGACAUGCUGCGUCCUCUGCUCCACGGCGAGCGCUAUGUGGCUGGUUACGGGCUGCAGACAGGAGAGAUUCACACACUGAUGUACAACAAUCACCCGUACAGAUCUUUCCCUGUGCUGCUGCUGGAUUCAGUUCCCUGGUAUCUCCGUCUCUACAUUCACACGCUCACUGUCACCAGCAAGGGAAAGGACAACAAGCCCAGCUACAUCCACUACCAGCCAUCUAAGGACCGUGUGAGGCCCCACCUGCUGGAGAUGCUUGUCCAGCUUCCUCCCAACUCCGUCACCGAGGUCUCCGUGCAGUUUGAGAGGGCUCUGCUCAAAUGGACUGAAUACACCCCCGAUCCCAACCACGGCUUCUACGUCGGGUCUUCAGUAAUCAGCUCUCUUGUACCAAGUAUUGUCGCCAUGGAUACAAACAGCUCUCGGGAACGUCCCCUUUUUAGCAGCUUUUUUCCCUGUAAAGAGGAGUCCAGCUACUUUGUGCGUGUCUACACUGAACCCCUGCUGGUCAACCUGCCAACCCCAGACUUCAGCAUGCCCUAUAAUGUCAUCUGCCUGACCUGCACUGUGGUGGCUGUGGGUUACGGUUCCCUAUACAACCUACUGACUCGAAGCUUUCAGAUAGAAGAGCCCAGCCCAGGAUUGGCCAAGCGGAUAGCCAACAUCAUCCGCAAGAUGCGGGGCGUGCCGCCCCUCUGAGGCUGGACGCUGGUGCCAACUGGCUCUGCUUUCCGAAAGGAAGCUUUGCUUUUGGCAAAACCACUGGUUACAUGUGACAUUCAGGGAAAAGCUGAGUCGAGCACUGGUGUGAAUGUUGACUGAAGGUCAACUUCAUGGUUUUGUUUUUGAAUGGAAGAGGAUGAAUAACAGUUUUGAACAUGAACAUAUUCAGGAGAAUUUCCUGUUGGCUAACGACAAAAGCUGUGGACGUUUGUUAUUGUUUGACAAGGAGAAGGAACCAAAGCUGUGGAUUAUGCAGCAGUGGUCGCUGCACCAGUGUGUUCUGUUUGAUUGUUUGUGUUUUUAUGAAUGUCAGAAAACCAUAACUCCACUACAUCAUAAUAUCUCCACAGUGUCAUUGAGGCUUUUUGUUUCUGUGUGGAAACUGUGAUAAAAAGAUGUUUCUACAAUGAUGAGACUGCACUAUUUAAAUCUCUGAGUAGAGAUAGAAAAAAACACCGUUGGUCUCAUUCUGCCAUCCUGACCUCUUGUUUCCCAUCUCGCUGUAAGGAAAGAGAAAAUACACUGAUCCAGUCAGAAUGUUACAUCUUGUCAAAGCUCAGGUAUGACAGGAGAUCAAAUGACAGAAAUUCUGUUUCCAGUUUCCACUGCCAAGCAAACUAAACACAGCAGUAAAGUCCUCACUUUGGGUUCCUGGUGGGUUCGUUUUAUUUGACACAAGUUGUGUAAUACUUUUAAUCAUAAAACAACACGUGGCCCCUGAAACGUUGUCGCUGAGCAACCACUUUAUUUGCUUGCAAGUAGGAACAACCCUUUUAUUAAACCAUUUAAUUUGCACUAAUUCUUGAAAGCAUGCUGGAAUGUUAAAUGCAAUUGUCUGCAGGUCAAUAAAAUGAAUUGCCUUAAGUUUGUAACAUUUUCCCUCAUCAGUAAAAUGCAGUUUAAUUGUAUCUUGUGGUAGACAAGCAAUUAAUGCUUGACAUACAACUCAUGUUUGUGUGUCUAAAGGUCUGAAGUGCGUUGAAUGUGUGAAGCCACACUGUUUGCGUAUGUGUGCGUCAAAACUCACACACAUUUAUCACCUUUUAAUAAACUGACAAACUACA